CCUGAAGGGGUUCUUUAGUUAUUACUCGUCUCACUAAAACAAUCUCAAUAUAUCAAUCUCAAUUGUUCAUAAUGUCGUAUGAAUGGCCAUGUGCACGCAUGUUCGAAUGUACAGUCAUCGAAACCUCGAUCAAGUCAACCACAGAUUUAGAAUAGUUCAUUUCACUAGUUCUCUUUUUUCCGAUCUCUCUUUCUCUAGAAACCAGUGCAAAUGGCUGCUUGGCUGGCUGUUGCUCGUCAAGCAGCUUCCGUAACAAGAGGUAGAAUGUCAUCUCAAACAUCGGCAAGUCAAGCUUCAAAGCUAAUCCAACGACGUGGUCUGGCUAGUGGUGAAGAUCACCAGGGGACGACACUAAAGGUGAAAUUGGGGUCGGAAAUAAAAAAUAACGAAAAAGAAGGUCGCGGAGCUCUUUAUUGUUUUGUGUUUUCUUACGCAGCUACUUGGGGAUUAUUUUUCCAUUACAGUCAAACUCCCGCCGAAAGAAGUAAAAGUAACAAAGAGUGGGUCGAAAGAGAAGAACGACAGAAGGAAGAGAUACUUGUUUAGUACUGUCAUUGCCUAUUUACACCGCUACGGCGUUAACGGAUGAUACGUAUUGUCAGUGGUCACACUAGCUAAUUAUUGUAAUUCUUCACACAAAGCACAUAAGCAUCUCAUAGCUCGCACAAAGCAGAAGCUUGAGUUCCGGUUUUUUAUUGCACUUUUAAAAUAAGGCAACGGAGAAGAACUCUCGAGUGAGAGAGUUGAUACUGUUUUAUUCUAAAGCCCUCUGCUGAAUCAGUUUUGUAGUUCUCUCUUCUUGUUGUGAAUCAAAGGCUAAACAUAAAAAUACAGCGUACUGACAUACAGAUGAGCUGAUUCGUAAUUUUAA
Molecule: messenger RNA, 871 nt
Organism: Papaver somniferum (opium poppy)
Lineage: Eukaryota; Viridiplantae; Streptophyta; Magnoliopsida; Ranunculales; Papaveraceae
Exons: 3
Coding region: 211-546 (111 amino acids)
Source: RefSeq, a predicted model, not a curated record